This is a messenger RNA of Aaosphaeria arxii CBS 175.79, 1261 nucleotides long. Its product is annotated as histidinol-phosphatase. Gene Ontology annotation, cellular component: cytoplasm. Lineage: Eukaryota; Fungi; Ascomycota; Dothideomycetes; Pleosporales. The transcript is spliced from 3 exons. The record is from RefSeq and is a predicted model, not a curated record. Gene Ontology annotation, biological process: L-histidine biosynthetic process. The coding region runs from base 290 to 1261 and encodes 323 amino acids. Gene Ontology annotation, molecular function: histidinol-phosphatase activity.
CUUGAUCAUCUGUCCGCAAAGAGCACCAAAAACAACAUCGAUUUGAUCAAUCGAGAUCAUAAUCAUGAUAAAGAUCAGAAAAAUCAUCAGUCCACAGCUUUGAACAACUAUAUCACCAUCUCAAGCUUGUGAGGGGUAACAAGCCAGCAACAGAGACAAUUGGUGACUCGACGCUUUCCACCUUUCGAUUCUUACAUUGACCUCCCAUUGCCUCAAUCAGACCUAAAAGAACCCAAGGAUACAUCGAAUUUGCAGUAUCCCUCUGGAUCUUAAGGUCCCAAUAUCUGCGAUGCCGUUCACUCACCACAGUCACUCCGGCCAAUUCUGCGGUCAUGCAAAGAACACACUGGAGGAAGUGGUUCAAGCAGCAAUCGCGAAAGGCUUUCAUAAUUUCUCUUUAACGGAGCAUAUUCCCCGCUCGAUUGAGGAUUUCUACCCGGAAGAAGCAGAUGUUCAUACCGAAGAGAGCCUCGAGAAUCUUUUCAAAGACUACACAGUGGAAGCCCAACGGAUCAGAGAAGCAUAUGCCUCCAAAAUCCGGAUAUUGUUUGCUUUUGAGUCGGAAUGGAUACGCCCGUCCGACAAGGAUAGGAUCAAUUCGUUAAUAAAGACAUAUCAGUUCGAUUUCUUCAUUGGUUCAGUGCAUCAUAUGCAUACGAUACCCAUCGAUUUCGAUCGAGCGACGUACGAAAGGGCAAGGUCAGCGGCAGGCGGCACAGACGAGAGAUUGUUCGAGGAUUACUUCGACUCUCAAUAUGAGAUGCUGCAGGCUCUGACUCCCCCACUCGUUGGUCAUUUCGACCUGAUCCGGCUUCUCAGUGACCAUAGAGACUCGGAUUUCAAGGACAUGAAGGGUGUCUGGGAACGCAUCGAGAGAAAUUUGAAGUACGUCCAGUCUUACGGCGGCAUUCUGGAACUGAAUUCCGCUGGUUUGCGCAAAGGACUGGCUGAACCGUACCCGUGCCUCCCAAUAUGCCAGACAUCAUUUACCAACGGCCGUAAAUUGCAGAUGUUCCUGUCCAUGGGCGGGCGCUUCGCGCUAUCCGACGACAGCCAUGGCAUCGAGCAGGUUGGCACCAAUUACCAUCGCUUACUUGCAUUCGUACAACGUGCGGGGAUACGGGAGAUAUACUAUGCUGACCGUGAUGUGCCGCUGAGCGCGCGGAACGACACCCGCUUCCCCCAUGCCGGCUUUCUGCCCAUUGCCGUAGACGAGCUCAGGGCGAUGCCGUUCUGGACGCUGAUAUCGCAGGUGGAAUGA